Molecule: messenger RNA, 2316 nt
Organism: Prosopis cineraria
Lineage: Eukaryota; Viridiplantae; Streptophyta; Magnoliopsida; Fabales; Fabaceae
Product: probable purple acid phosphatase 20
Exons: 6
Coding region: 767-1876 (369 amino acids)
Molecular function (GO): metal ion binding; acid phosphatase activity
Source: RefSeq, a predicted model, not a curated record
CUCUCACUCACACGGUGACGCCACACCCACCCUUCACCUCAAAGCCGAUUCCUUGAAUCACGGAACACGGCCUCAUCGGUGUCAUUCAACUAUUUAUGGUUCGUGCAUAUGUACGGGCGCGCGCGUACGUGCACACGGUGGGUAGGUCUCCGAGGUAGGUCCUAUUUAUUCAGAUUCAUUCGCAGAUUUACAUAGACUACAAUAUUCCCGUGGACUUGAGGAAGGGCUGGCUGGGUGUUGCAGAGAUAUCAGGAGAGGUUGGAGGGAUGAAUGUGUUAGUGAUAGUGAUAAUGGGACUGUGGGCAGGAGGAGGCUGUGCAUACAAUCGACCACCGCCUCGUGAAACACUGUUCGUCCCUCAUGCGCAUUCUGAUACUCGGCCCCAACAGGUGCGGACACCAUCCCACUCCUCUUCACUGUUCUAAGUUUCUAUUUUAACUCUAUGGACUCAAUUAUCGAUCGGAGAAGCUAUUUGGGGCGUGUAACUCCUGGAGAUGAGAUCUGUGUUGGGAUUGGGAUGAUCUCUGUGGGUGGGGGAAGAUGUUAGUGUGGCGCAUCAGGUAGCCAGUGCGUCUCUCUUUGCCCAUCUUACUUAACGCUCACGUCACUUCCGCUUCUAGGCUUAGGCAGGCCUGCAAGUAGCACCACGUUCCCCCCCGCGUCAGAGCACUUAUUUUUCUCAAUCAUCAUCAAGAUAUUCGCAAGUUCUUUUUUCCUGUGGCACUGCUUGAUUGAGGUGCACAUAUCUGCGGUGGGGCAAGACAAGAUGAGGAUAUCAUGGAUUACAGAAACCCCGACUCCUGCAAAAGUGCAAUACGCCGCUUCCCCUGACGCCGACGGACCCUUUGCCGCUGGCACAACCUCUUCCUACCGUUAUUUCCUAUACGAGUCCGGUCAAAUUCACGAGGUAGUCAUUGGUCCUUUGAAACCCAACACCCUCUACCACUACCGGUUGGGUGAUUCUUCCCAAAAAUACAACUUCACCACUCCUCCCUCUCGAUUUCCCAUCAAAUUUGCAGUCGUAGGUGAUCUUGGACAGACAAAAUGGACCGCGUCGACGCUGCAACAUAUAGCUGAUUCAAACCAUGAUAUGCUGCUGCUACCUGGGGACCUGUCCUAUGCAGAUUAUGUACAGAGUCGAUGGGACUCCUUUGGUCGCCUGGUCGAGCCAUUGGCCAGCCAGCGUCCUUGGAUGGUCACUCAAGGCAAUCAUGAGGUCGAGAAGACCCCGAUCGUUCACCUCAAACCAUUCACUGCCUACAAUGCAAGGUGGAGAAUGCCAUUCGAGCAGAGCGGGUCUGAUUCUAACUUGUACUAUUCCUUCGAGGUUGCCGGCGUGCACGUCAUUAUGCUAGGCUCUUAUACCGACUUCGAUUCUGAUUCUGCACAGUACAAAUGGCUUGUGGGGGACUUGAAGAAGGUGGACAGGGAGAAGACACCUUGGAUAGUGGUGCUUGUUCACGCUCCUUGGUAUAACUCCAACACUGCUCAUCAGGGUGAGCCCGAAUCCUAUAAGAUGAAGGCGGCCAUGGAAGCUUUGCUUUAUGAAGCUCGCGUUGAUGUUGUUUUCGCAGGCCAUGUUCAUGCCUAUGAGCGAUUUACUAGAGUGUACAAAGACAAAGUUGACAGUUGCGGCCCAGUUCAUAUAACCAUUGGAGAUGGAGGAAACCGGGAAGGCCUCGCCACCAAGUUCGUGGAUCCCAACCCGGAGACGUCAAUCUUUAGGGAGGCCAGCUUUGGGCAUGGAAUAUUGGAGGUAGUGAACGCGACGCAUGCGUUGUGGACUUGGCAUAGGAAUGACGACGACGAGGCUGUUCCGUCUGACUCCGUCUGGUUCACAAGCCUCUUCACUGAACCUGCUUGCAAAGUUUAUUAAUAUUAUUCAGAUGUCUUGUCUGUUGGCGAAAAUACCAACCUGCUGGAAGCAUGAUUACGUAGUAAUAGUCAUUUUUACAUUCGCUUGUUAAUUUGUAGACAAUUUUGAGGGGUACAAGUAGUAUAUCAGUUGGGUGUUUGGGGUGUUCGCUGCUCUUUCUGCUAUUCUGGUCCUCUAAUGUCCAAAAUCUUGACUCCAAAUAAAGGGAAGGACUUCCCUAGAUGUUGAGUGAAGCUGAGGGGGGGUGGUUGAUGCAUACAUACUAUAUAUAGGUAUAUAUAAACUGAAGGGAGAUGCCUGUAGAGUAUGUUCUACUUUGUAGAUCUGGGAAAAAAACAGAUUAUUAACUUCAGGUCCGACGUUGCAUCGAGAAUGUAUAAUAAUCUUCAUUGGACUGAACUCCGACAUACACAGUCUCUCUCUUAUAAUAGAGAAAACAC